UAGGGAGCAGAGGAUAGGGGCGCGCUUUUGAUACGUGCUCCCACGGUGGUCCGGUCGGGCUUCAGACCUGGUUCGACCAGACCCCAAGAGCCCAACCAACCGGACCAGCCGCGGCUCCUUCCUCCAGUCCUCCUGCCCACCGUGCGGCGGCGACAUGGCGGCGGCCGGCGACCUGAGCGACGAGGAGCGGCGUGCGCUCCGGGGAAGCAAGUUCGCGCCCCUUCCGGCGCCUCCUCCCUCCUCACAGACCAGGAUGGCUCAUCCUGGAGGACCACUAACUACAAACAAGGCUGCUGCAUUAGCGAAAUUUCUUGAGAGGAAACUUCAGCAACCUGAUGGCUUGGACUCCCUGAACCCUGACCUUGUAAAACUGGCUGUGAAAAAUGCAAAGGAAACCAUAAAAGCUAGCAAAGGAGAACCUUCAACUUCUGGAAGAGUAGUACGGCAUGUUUCAUCAUUUGAGGAUUGCUCUGAGGAUUCUGAAGAUUCUAAAGAUGAAGCAAAAGUCAAAGGGGUCAAAAGAAAAAGGAAAAAUAAGUCUAAAGCUUAUCAAGAUGGUGGAGAACGGAGCAAGAAAAAGAAGAAAAAGAAAAGGAAAAAGUGCAAAGGUUGCUAAGGAUUCCAUGCCCCGGAAAACCUCAACAAAGAAAAGGUUGAAAUCACUAUGACACCAUGAUUCUCGAACUUCACUGGUAUUAGGGAGCUAAAAGCCGUCUGCCUUCCUAUUUUUCUAUUUUUUUUCUUUCAAAAUUCUUGGUUCCAUCUGAACCUUAGUGUUGUAAACUUACUCUCCCUGCCAUAUGGAGCACUGGAAGUCCCAUUUGCUGCGAAGUGCAGGCUUAGCAUGACACAUGUAUGGAACAUUGUAGGAACCAAUCAUAGAUACAUGGGAAUUCCCAGAUUGUAGAAUUGAAGUUAGCAGUCGCUGUUUGCAAAUCCCCUUGGGAUAAAUUGAUAUCUCUGUAACGCGAAUGUCACUGUACUCCCCC
Molecule: messenger RNA, 989 nt
Organism: Phragmites australis (common reed)
Lineage: Eukaryota; Viridiplantae; Streptophyta; Magnoliopsida; Poales; Poaceae
Exons: 6
Coding region: 155-616 (153 amino acids)
Source: RefSeq, a predicted model, not a curated record